AAAGUUUUCCAAAUGGAUUCAUCAAUUGUUUGUGAGCUUGAAGGAACUCUCUUAAAAGAUCAAGAUCCUUUUAGUUACUUUAUGUUAGUUGCAUUUGAAGCAUCUAGUCUUAUAAGAUUUGCAAUUUUACUCAUGUUAUGGCCAUUAAUUAAAUUUCUUGAAAUUUGUGGCCAAAAGGAUAAAGGGUUAAAAUUAAUGAUAUUUGUGGCUACUAUAGGUGUAAAAAUUUCUGAAAUUGAAGUUGUGGCUAGAGCUGUUUUACCUAAGUUUUAUUUUGAUGAUAUUGAUAUGAAUUCUUGGAGGAUUUUUAGUUCAUUUGAUAAGAGAAUUGUUGUGACAAAAAUUCCAAGAAUUAUGGUGGAGAGAUUUGUUAAGGAACAUUUGAGAGCUGAUGAUGUUAUUGGGAGUGAACUCGUGGUGAACAAUUCUGGCUUCGCCACUGGAUUUAUUAAAGAUGAUUUUGACUCGAUUUUUGAAAAAGUUGGUGCUUUGUUUGAUGGUGAAACACAACCUAGCUUAGGCCUUGGAAGGCCUCAAAAUGGUUCUUCAUUCCUUUCACUAUGCAAGGAACAAUCACAUCCACCAUUUAUGAUAAACAAAAAUCAAGAUCAUAUUAUCAAGCCUUUACCAGUAAUUUUCCAUGAUGGACGUCUUGUUAAACGUCCAACACCAUCAAUUGCUCUAUUAAUUCUUUUAUGGAUACCAUUUGGUGUUAUAUUAGCAACAAUACGUAUUAUAAUAGGGUUAAUGCUACCAUUAUGGAUUGUACCCUAUUUAGCUCCACUAUUUGGUGGUAAAGUCAUUGUCAAGGGCAAACCACCACCACCAGCAUCAACCACCAACUCGGGUGUGCUCUUUGUGUGCACACACCGAACCCUACUUGACCCUGUGGUCCUAUCCACCGUACUUCAACGUAGGAUACCGGCCGUUACGUACUCAAUCUCCCGAUUAUCGGAGAUUUUGUCCCCGAUCCCGACCGUCCGGCUAACGAGGAUUCGAGAAGUGGACGCACAAAAAAUCAAACGUCAACUCGAGAAAGGAGAUUUAGUUGUCUGCCCCGAAGGAACGACAUGUAGGGAACCGUUUUUACUGAGGUUCAGCGCGCUUUUCGCUGAAUUAACCGAUCGAAUCGUACCAGUGGCAAUGAAUUAUAGAGUAGGGUUUUUUCAUGCAACAACAGCUAGAGGAUGGAAAGGACUGGAUCCAAUUUUCUUCUUCAUGAACCCUAGGCCAAUGUAUGAGGUAACAUUCUUGAAUCAACUACCAGUGGAAGCCACGUGUUCAUCAGGGAAAAGUCCACAUGAUGUUGCAAAUUAUGUCCAGAGAAUUUUGGCUGCAACAUUAGGAUUUGAAUGUACUAAUUUUACAAGAAAAGACAAAUAUAGAGUUCUUGCUGGAAAUGAUGGAAUUGUGUCACAAAAUUCUGGGACAAAUUUAGCUAACAAAGUGGUGGACACUUUCAAGCUUUUUAUUCACUAAAAAAUAGAUUAUGAGUUAUUUAAAUUUUUUUUUGGUUAUAUGUUUUACUUGUAUUUUUGUUUUAUUCUUCAUGUCUUUGUGUAUAUAUAUAUUAAAAAAACAGAUAGAUAAAAAAAAAAAGGCAGAGGUUGUAUUCUUUGUUUUUUUUAUAUAUAUCAUCCUUACAUUCUUUUUCAUGA
This is a messenger RNA of Solanum stenotomum, 1658 nucleotides long. Its product is annotated as glycerol-3-phosphate acyltransferase 5-like. Gene Ontology annotation, molecular function: glycerol-3-phosphate 2-O-acyltransferase activity; phosphatase activity. Gene Ontology annotation, biological process: cutin biosynthetic process. The record is from RefSeq and is a predicted model, not a curated record. The coding region runs from base 13 to 1479 and encodes 488 amino acids. NCBI's taxonomy places the organism in Eukaryota, Viridiplantae, Streptophyta, Magnoliopsida, Solanales, Solanaceae. Gene Ontology annotation, cellular component: membrane. The transcript is spliced from 3 exons.